AUGAGCGAUGAAAGCAAUUCCACCCGCGACCCAGGCGGUGAUGGCGGGCCCGGGCCCCAAAGCUACAGAGCUUCCAGCGACAAGCCUCAUCCCUCCGAGUUUCUCGAGUUCGUCACAGUCCACGGACAACCAGAUUCACAUCGUCUUGAACCUCUGAAGGCACAGAAGGAGCGGGACACUGCCAAAUAUCCUGCGGAGGACCGAGUACAUCCUACACGAUCCAAUGAUGAUCUGUUCCACGGUCUGUCCGCGGCCAUUCCUGGCCUGCGCAGGUUGUCCGUUGAUGCUCGGGCUGCCACAAAGGCCGAACAUGCCAUGACCUUCUUGAGGGGCUGUCGGUUGUAUCCCAAGGCUAUCGCAUGGUCGCUGCUCCUGAGUAUGACCAUUGUGAUGGAAGGCUAUGACUUGACACUGGUCAACUCUUUCUUCGCAUUUCCAGUCUUCAGGCGCUCUUAUGGCCAGCCCAUCAAUCCGCAUGCUCCGUCGAAUCAACGGGAUUUCCAGAUUUCCCCAGCAUGGCAAUCUGGCCUCACCAACGGAGCUGUCGCCGGGGAAAUUCUCGGGUUGAUGUUUAAUGGCCUUCUCACCGAGCGGUUUGGCUAUCACAAGACCAUGGUCGCCACGCUCAUUUGGAUGUCUCUGUUCGUGUUCCUUGCCUUCUUUGCUGUCGAUAUCAGGAUGCUCCUUGCAGCCCAGGUUCUCUGCGGGCUGCCCUGGGGCUGCUUCCAGACUCUUUCGACCACAUAUGCCGCAGAGGUAAUGCCGGUAGCUCUGCGUGCCUACCUCACAUCGAAUGUCAAUAUGUGCUGGCUUAUUGGUCAGAUAUGCGGCGUGGCGGUCAUCCGAGGCCUUGUCCAUAACAAUUCGGAAUGGUCGUAUCGCAUACCCUUCGGAUUACAAUGGGCGUUCGCUGUUCCCAUUCUGGCAGGCGUGCUCCUCGCGCCCGAGAGCCCGUGGUGGCUGGUGCGACAUGAGAAGAUCGACGAGGCCAAGAAAUCGCUGUUGCGACUGACGACCAGAGACUCGGACCCAGAUUUCAAUGCCGACGAAACCGUGGCGAUGAUGCAGCACACGAACGAAGUGGAAAAAUACCUGAACGGCGGCGGUGUGUCGUACCUGGACUGCUUCAAGGGCACCGACCUUCGACGCACCGAGAUCUGCUGCAUGGUGUGGUGUACUCAAGCCCUGUGUGGCAGCACGAUGACCGGUUACGCCGCAUACUUCUACGAACAGGCAGGCUUUGACACGGCCAACAGCUUCAAUCUCGCCGUCGGCAUGUACGGUGGCGCGAUCUGUGGGGGAAUUCUGGCCUGGGUUGGAAUGCGCAAGAUCGGCCGACGCACACUGUACGUGGGAGGGCUGGUCGCGUCGUUUAUCAUCCUGAUUGCGACCGGCAUUGUCGGCACCUUCAAAGAGACUGACAGGACAUCCUGGGCACUGGGGUCGUUGAUCAUCGUCUUGACAUUCGUGUACGACUUCACGGUGGGCCCGGUCUGCUAUGUCCUCGUGGCCGAGAUCCCCUCCAGUCGGCUCCGAGUGAAGACGGUGGUCAUCGCCCGCGUGGCCUACAACAUCGUCAGCAUCAUCACCAACGUCAUCACGCCGCGGAUGCUGAACCCCGCGGCGUGGGACUGGAAGGGCAAGUCGUGCUUCUUCUUCGCCGGCACGACGCUGCUGUGCUUGGUGUGGUGCUGGUUCCGCCUCCCGGAGCCGAUGGGCCUGACGUAUAUGGAAUUGGAUAUUUUGUUUGAGAAGAAGGCCAAGGCCAGCAAGUUCAAGGAGUUCCAGGUCAAUCUGGCCAGCACGGGAUACUUUUCUCUCACGCAGACCCGAUCGGACAGUGUGUGGAGAGGAUACCAAUAG
Fonsecaea erecta is the source of this 1863-nucleotide messenger RNA. RefSeq lists its product as hypothetical. Lineage: Eukaryota; Fungi; Ascomycota; Eurotiomycetes; Chaetothyriales; Herpotrichiellaceae. Gene Ontology annotation, biological process: carbohydrate transport; transmembrane transport. The coding region runs from base 1 to 1863 and encodes 620 amino acids. The record is from RefSeq and is a predicted model, not a curated record. The transcript is spliced from 2 exons. Gene Ontology annotation, molecular function: carbohydrate:proton symporter activity. Gene Ontology annotation, cellular component: membrane.